AUGUCUCAUCUCAAAGCGUUCCGUCAUCAUGAUGGGAACCAAUUUUACCAUCAAAUCAGGCCAUUCUCAUCGUUUGGAGCGUAUCCUUCGCAGUUAUGGUAUAUCGAUGAAUUCGACACCUCUGAGGUCCAGUCCGAUCCAGAAACUGGCUUCAUACCCAGCAUCUCAGGAAACUCAGGAAAGCUGCAAACAUUUGACGAUACUUUGUUGCCACCACAAGAAGAGCGGGCGGACGAGGAAAGCCUUGAGCCCAUCCGGCCAACUUUCAACCAGAAACCUAGGCUAUCACCCUCUCCGAGUGCUGGUGUGGACGGUGUUUGCGACCUACACUGCCUAGGCACCACCACUGAUAGCAGGGAGGACUGUUUCUGUGUUCUUGGCGAUUGCGCGUUCGUUGACACGAGAUACUACGACAAUGCGCCUAGCCCUAUGUUGAUUGAUUCAAGCGACCGAGAAGAUAUUGGUCUUGUCAACUGGGACCAAACAUAUUUCACGGUCGCAUCUGAUGUUACGUUGUCGGACUUUGACAUAUCGUCCCCUCCUGCGGAACAGAGCCCGGUGCAAAGGACUCGAAAGUCUAGGAAAGCACAGAAGAAAAGGCGUGGUGCUAUAAGACAGCCGAAGAUGCGACACGGCCGGAACUCCCGUGUCCGUGUCCUCGGGGUGCAGCUAGGAAGUGAAGAGAAUGUGCAGAGAUUCCAGUGGAGAAAAGGGGUGUGGAAUGUCUCGAAUGGGGGCCAGCGCGAGAGUUUGAGCGAUCUCAUGACUCCUGGAGCUUGGCCGCAUCUUUCUGUCACUGUCCAAGUGGAUGGCAGGUCCAAACCGUUGGAUGUUAGUUGGUGUCACGAGACGUUGAUGUUCCAUGUAGUGAGCACUACAACCGGCGAGGUCACCUACUUAUCCGGAGACCGGGUUCAGGAUAUGGUGGAAGAGGUUGCAACGGGAAGCACAGUUCACUGGGAUCCCUUGUCUUUGGAUCACCAUGUUUGA
This is a messenger RNA of Neoarthrinium moseri, 990 nucleotides long. RefSeq lists its product as uncharacterized. The transcript has a single exon. The coding region runs from base 1 to 990 and encodes 329 amino acids. The record is from RefSeq and is a predicted model, not a curated record. NCBI's taxonomy places the organism in Eukaryota, Fungi, Ascomycota, Sordariomycetes, Amphisphaeriales, Apiosporaceae.